Messenger RNA from Carassius carassius (crucian carp), 1266 nucleotides. RefSeq names its product B-cell receptor CD22-like. The coding region runs from base 1 to 957 and encodes 318 amino acids. The transcript has 6 exons. NCBI's taxonomy places the organism in Eukaryota, Metazoa, Chordata, Actinopteri, Cypriniformes, Cyprinidae. The record is from RefSeq and is a predicted model, not a curated record.
AUGUGUGUGUUGUGUUCAGAUCUUCAGGUGGAGGCUCCUGAGAGAGUGACGGAGGGUCAUAAUGUCAGUCUGACAUGUAAAAGCAGCUGCACUCUGACUGACAGAGCAACAUUCAUCUGGUACAGAAACUCACAGCCAUUAACUGAGAGAAGAGACAGAAACAAUCAACUCCUGCUGCAGUCAGUCAGAAGAGAGGAUGCAGGCAGAUACAGCUGUGCUCUACAUGGACACACUUACAUCUCUCCUGCUGCUCAGCUCAAUGUCUCCUACCCUCCUAAAAACGUCUCAGUGUCUAUAAGUGGAUCUGGUGUAAUAGUGGAGGGAGAUUCAGUGACUCUGAUCUGCAGCAGUGAUUCAAACCCUCCUGCUCUGAACUUCAGCUGGUUUAAGGAGACUCAAAGCUCAUCUGUUGGAUCUGGACAGAGUUUCAGUGCACUACAGAGUGGACGCUUCUACUGUGAGGCUCACAAUCAACAUGGAUCUCAGAGAUCAGACGCUGUUACUGUCACUGUACAUGGAAGGACGUUUCUGUAUGCAGUUGCUGGGGUCACUGGUGGACUAGGAGGUUUCAUUUUCAUUUUCAUCAUUGUGUGGCUCAUGAAGAAAAAACACAGACCUGAUCACAUCACACAAAAGCAGGAUGAUCUUUAUGUCAACAUAUCAGCUCAUGAUGGACCUCUGUCUGAAUCUGAUCCUGCAAAUCAAAACGAUGUCCUCUAUUCUUUAAUUACUCUCAGCAAUAUCAGCAGCAAUCAAACUGAAGAAAAAGUUUCUGAUUCCGAAGAUACAGAAGAAAUCCAGUAUGUAACUGUCCUGUAUCAUAGAAACAAAGGGAUGAACCAACUGGAAGAGAAUGAAAGCCAGUAUGACAACAUUAGAAAAUACCAGUCUAAUGCUGCCAUGAGAUCUGGUCAGAAGGUGGAGGAUCAGUCAGUGAUUUACAGCACAGUCAAAUGAUCAACAGAUCAGUUUGGUGAAAUUUUUGUUCCUGGGAAAACUGAUUUCCAUGUUGACAUCGCCCUCAUAUGUAGUGGAACUGUGGUACUGCUAUUCUGAUGCUGGAAUUGAAUUUCCUCUUUUUAGCUUUGCUUAAGAGCUGGAUUAUGGCAUGUUGUUGCAAAGAGCAUUUUCUCUCACCAGUCCUUUGAUCCAAAUGUUACUGAAAUCCUAAAUUCUUCAUCCAGUUUGUAUGAAAUUAAGAGACCCUUCUGAUAAAAUGUUGGUAAAUGCAGAUUAGAUUUUGGCAAUAUAAUGACUGAAUAUGUU